Podarcis lilfordi (Lilford's wall lizard) is the source of this 11645-nucleotide messenger RNA. The record is from the annotation of a GenBank genome assembly. Lineage: Eukaryota; Metazoa; Chordata; Lepidosauria; Squamata; Lacertidae.
CCCCUCCCCCCCGGCCCACAGUCCGUGACUGGUGGAGGACGGAGAAACCCGGGGGCGCCAUCUCUCGUAAGGUAACUGUUGCCCCUUCGCGCACCCAGGUCUCCGUCACACAAGCCAGGUCGACCCCCUGCGAGGUAAAGAAAUCUCGCAGGGUGGCGGUUUUGUUGCCUAUAGACCUGGCAUUGCACAACACCAGUGACGGAGGUGAGUAAUCCUUGCUCACCCUACCCUCGUUCCUCGGGAUGGGGCGCAGAUUGGAAGGGGUACGAGCAUAUCCGUAUCUCGAUCCCCUUCGCCUAUGACAUCUGCCCCCACCGCCAUACCUCCCUCGCCCCACCACGGUAGCAAUCCCAAGCCUCAUACAAGCCUCCAUUUACAAAAUAGAAAAACAAACCAAACCAAAAACAAUUGUACCAAACAAAACAAAUCCCCACCCCACUCAAUAUCCAACCCCAAACCAAGAUAAAACGCAACAAAAUAAAAAUGCAUCAAUAAAAACCACCGUUCACGGUGGUACAACAAAGUAGAAAGUAAAAACCCCUUUAAAACACUUUAAAAUAUAUAAAAACAUUUUUAACAUUUGCUGCAGCAACACCAGUGUCGUUAAAACUGAAGCGGUGGCAAGUGUGGGCCCCACCCCCUAGGCCUGGUGGAGUGGGCCUACAGGAGGGAGCGGCCUUCCCCAACACUCACAGCGCAGCAGCAGCAGCAGCAGCAGCAGCAGCGGUGUCCCAGUGCCUCAGUGAGGCCUCCCAAGCCGUGGCGGUGCUCAGUCAGUCUGGGCCCCGCCCCCUGGGCCAGGUGCACCCGUGCACUCAGAUCCUCUGUUAAAUUCUUUUUAAAAAUCACAUACAGAAAGUCACUUGGAGUUGCCUCACUUUCCUCUCAGACAUUGCUCUUUGGUACUUUCCCAUAAACCCAAGAGAGUUGUUUACCAAAAGUAUAUAGCAUACAGCAGCUUUUAGGCACAUAAGUUGGUGCAGAAGAUUGAAAUCCAGAGGCAAUUUGGAACAGAAAUGAUGAAAAUAGGUUUAUUCCCGGGAAAUCAGUUUGCUUAGAUUUCAAUACACAAAAGAAAAGGAUAUUUCAAAAUCAAGUGUGUGGUUGUUUGUUUGUUUGUUUGUUUGUUUGUUUAAAAACACUUUUCUUUAUCCUAUGUUGGUAGAGUAAAGAAAAGGCAAGUGUCUGUGUUCAUUACUCAGUGGCUAAGAGUUUGUUUUCAGAGCAGGGUCCAAAGAAGCCAUUAGGGCUGCUCAUUUCAUCUAUUUUGUAUUUUUCCUUCUGAGCUGCCUGGAAGCACCCUUUGUCAUCGUUCCAAUAACAGCCUUAUUAUAACAAUGCCAAUUUUAUCCAAUUAAUACAAUUAUUAAAACCAAUUAUUAAUAUACUAAAUUAUACAGUUUAGCUAAAGUGGCCUCCUCAUGUGCUAGAUUUGAUGGCUCCCUCUUUUUUAUUUUUAUUUUUUAUUUUCUGCAUUCCAAAAUCUUAAUAAUCUGUCUUAAGCAACCACAUGGCAGUCAGAAAUUCAGCAAGUAUUGUUUCUCCCCACAACAUGGUGGUGCAGGAAUUAAGGAAGCUUUGCCUGUUGAAUUUCUGCCUUGCACAUACCUAUUGGCCUGAUUGGCGAGCCAUUCCUCCAACCCUCAGGGCUGGCCCUGCCAUGCAGCCGAGUGAAGUUACUUGCUUCAGAUGGCACCAUGAAGGGGACAUAUGGUGGCAGUAAUUGGUGUCCAAAUAGUGCAGCAAGAUUGGAAAAUGUUGGUCCUACGGGGGAGGAGUACCAUUUGGGCUCUGCUUCAGGCAGUAAAAUGGCUGCGGCAGGCACUGCCUGAGGCUGAGGCUGCAUCUGUAAUGUUCACAGGGAAGGAUACGUCAAUGCUCAGAUCUCCCUUGCCCACUUGAAGCUAUUGCAUUUCACUGAUUCAUAACUGUAAGACAAAUCAAGCAUAGGUGAGAUGGAGGGAAAUAACUCAAAAUAUGCAAAGUUGGCUCUCUGCCACUGAAUAGCUAGGCAUAUCCCUUUCUUCAUGCAUCAAGGCUGUGCUGUUCUCGACCAGAGGACUGGAAGGAGCAAAGUCCACAAAUCCAUCAGCUGUGGUUUAUAGGCAGGCAAGUGAGUCAAUAACAAGUUGUGAAAGCAAAUCUAUUAGUAAAUGUGCAUGGAGAAUUGGCCUCUUAAGCUUCUAGAAGAAGAGGCUGAAGCAGAAAGAGGAAAUGGAUUUUCCCCCAUCCUCACAAGCCUGCUGUGAUGUAAGACAGGAGGAACACUUUGUGGCAAGGGGGCAAGCCUGAGAGGGUUUAAGGAUGCCUGCAGAGUGUCGCUAUUUUGUGGAAGGGAUUCGGGUGCAGGCUGGAACUUUAGCUUUGUGCAGUCAAAGUGGUAUUGAAGAGCUCUGCUGCCCUAGGAUGACAAAGCCACUUUUUAAAAAAGACUGGCCUUUCUGUGAUUUGGAAAGUGAUGAGGAAUUGCAUUGACUAGGGUGCAUGAAUAAUUAAUGACACCCUACAAUCAAAUUAGGAUGAAUUAUCAUUGUCCUAUAACUGCCCCCUAAACAAGUCAGAACGAAUGCUUAAUAAAGGCCGGACAUGGUCAAACCACUGCAAAAGCUUUGUGCAAGCAAAUCAGGGUGAAUGCUAAAUAAACAGGUCCUCUGGAGGAGCCCUACACUACAGGAAAUAAGAUCAGGGUGAAGAAGUGUCAAGGAGGAAGACACCCUCUAUUACAAGGCAAAAGGACUUCCAAACUUCAUGGAGUGAAUUGCUUCCCUUGGGUUUUAUUUAAGAAUAAGUUGGAUCAACAUUCUCCCCAGGAUGCUGUUAGGCAUAAUUGACAGUUGAAGCUAAUACCAAGCCAAAGGCUCCAAGACUUUUAUUUAUUUCACUGGCAACAUUUUCAUCCCAUCAUUUCUAAAAAUAGCUCAGGGUUGAGUUUUUAAGCCUUAUAUGCCAUACAUUACCUUGUGCUACUUCAGGCGGCACCAAGAGGAAAGGCUAGAUGCAGACUGGAAAGUGGGGUAGUGGUGAGAUCGGGAUAGAGAACUGUGGGACUUGUCUAUUAACUCCAGUAACAAUUUGAUUUAUUUCAACGGGAGGAAUUUGACGUCACAAUCUUCUGAUCAUUCUCCCAACACCAGCCCCCUGAACUAGUUUGGGGGGACACAGGCCAAUGAGAAAGCCCCAUUGCAUGAACAGAAGUCCUUGUGCAGGGCUUCUGCUAGUGGGACUGGUUAGUUGAAUCCAGCCCAGUGUGUUUACACUGAGUAUGACUAACAUUGCAUACUACCCUUUGUGUCUCUCAGGAGCCUACAAUCCAACCAAGUGUCCUGCAAAGGCACUGGUUCUCUCAACAAACCCAGCUACCGUGUCCCAGAAUGGAAACAUAGUUUCUGAAAAGGGUUUUCCCAAUAGCCCAAUUCACACAUUACUCAUAUGUAGGACUUAGCCAUGUUGACAACAGAGCAGGGUCACCCUUUUCACCCCACCCUGACGUCAUGACUCCAUCCUGAAACAACCACAUCUUGUGCACAGAGGUCUACAGAGAAAUUCCAGCACUCAAGCACCUCCUUCAGUGCAGGAACUUCAUACAUUUGGAACAGCUGGGAAACUGGGUGCCCCUACACCAGGAGUAGGGAACCUCUGCUACCCCAGAUGUUGCAAGACUCCAGCUCCCAUCAUUCCUGGCCAGCCUGAUCAGAGAUUAUGGGAGUUGUAGACCAACAACCCCCAGAGUGUUGCACAAGUGGGUGUUUGAGCAGAAUCUCUCUGCAAUCGGCCACAAGCAAGACAUUGUUGCAGGAAGGAGCAACAACAUCCAAGGCAAUAGGACUAAAUGCAGGAGUGCCACACCUCCUCACACAGUGCCCCCAUGGAUUCCACUCGCAAAGAAAUGGCACUGGCACUAAUUUUGGGCAAGAUCUUGCUGAUUUUGUGUUAGGUUUAACCAAAGUCGUCCAAGAUCUUGCGGAGCACUUGAGGUCUCACCUGAAAUCAGCAUCAAUGCUGGCAGAGUAGGCAGCAGGGUGGGUGAUGCAGGUGGCAGGGGUGGCAGGGCAGGGCAGCACUUCCCAUUUCACUUCAAGCAGCAAAACAGGACACACACACAAAUGGAAAGCCUGGCCCUGCUCUGCUGUCCACGUAGCCAAGCUGCACAUGAAUGCAAGUAGCACAUAAAUGGAGCUAAUGACACAAGUUCAAGUCUCUGGAGAAUCUCAGGUUGCUCCAGCCAGCCAGUUUUACCCAGCCUUGAAUUGAAGUUGGGUGGAAUAUCCUCAGAUCAAUAAUGCUCAGGAAAGGGAGGAAGUUUGUUAGCAUAAUGGGCCCUCAUUUGUUUUCCAAAAGGCCACUUGUCUUGUGAACUUGCAGCGGGUGAAUUAUACCUGUGGCAUUUGAAAGAAGAGGUUUCUGAGGAGGUUUAUGGAGCCAGCUUUGACAUCAGCUCCUCAUUAAAUCACAAGACCGAAAGGAACAGAAUUCAAAUGUCAGGAUAACAGUGGUUUACAGUUAGCCUUGGAGACGGGUCCUGGCUCAGGUUGCCACCUUUGAUCUAGUAUUUCCUGUGACAUCAGCCAGGGGGAGAAAACUCUGGAUGAAAAGUGCUUUGGUCUAGGGAGGAGCCUCAGUAUAAGCACUCAGACAGCUCCCUCAUUCACUCCAGAAGGUCCCAGUUAAAGGGAUCAGACAACCAUUACAGGGAAGGCCUCUAUCUGGGACCCUAGAGAGCUCCUGCCCAUCAGAGUAGGCAAUGCAGAGGUAGAUGGGAAAAUAGUAUAAUCUGGAACAAGGCUUGCUCUUGUUUGGGUCUCUGGUUCAGCCUCCCCCAAUCUGGUUCCCUUUGGAUGUUUUAGACUACAACUCCCAUCAUUCCUGACCAUUGGCCAUGCUGACUGGGGCUGAAAGGAACUGGAGUUUGGCGAUAUCUGGAUGAUAUGCAUAAAGUUGGGAAAGGUUGCUUUGCUUCAAGGCGCCAUGUUGUAUUUUCCAGAUUGUUGUUAGGCUCUGGUUCCCAUCAGUCUCAGCCAGCAGGGUCAAUGGUUAAGGAUGAUGAAAGUCAGGAGAGCACUGCAUUCACAGCUCCUGUCUUGUAGCUAGCCCCACCCACAGAAUUACCAUUCAAGGUGGGGGGAGAAUGACAGAUGAGCCACUUUAAGUCUAUAGUGUAGACACGUGUAAAGGCUCUUGGGAAGUCCAGACUCAAUUUCCCCUGUAAUUUGGGUGGGAGUUUCUUCCUAGAAAAUCUCCCGCUUUGCAUAAGCUUGUGCUCAGAUUUCCCUGCAUCAGGGGAGAUGUCCCUGCCUGCCAUCACAUUGGCACAGCAAUAUCCACAGAAGAUGUUCCAUUUAAUUCAAUUCAUCACAGCAGCGGAUACAUAAUCAGUGAUUCAUCAUUCAUGCGAUAUUUAUGUGUUGCCCAUUGGGAUUUCAUUUCUCAUAACAAAAUAUGGGUAAACUUCUAAACUAUGAAGAAUUAUGAAGAGGCGGCAACUUUAGGCAGUUUAAUGAUGAAAAAAGAGUGUGCCCUUCUUGCUUCCAGAUUUGCAGCUUGAUCUUAUGCAUGUCCACACAGAACUACAUUCUACUGGUUUCAAUGGGAUUCAGUAGUCAGAAAAGCAAGGGCACUGGGAACUGCCUGGGUACUGGGUACUGAUGCUAAUCCUGGUGACCAGAGUUCAAAUCCUCACUCAGCCACAAAGUGUCCUAGAUGACCUUGAGCCACUCACUAUCUUUCAGCCUACCCUAUACCUUUUGUGAGGGUAGAAUUAAGGAUACUCAGAGCAUGAUAAAAAUGCAAUAAACUAAAAAUAGCCCCUUGUUCAAAUGGAGAGAGACUGUCAUUCCAACUUCUGUAUUUUUUCUGCAAGGCUGGUGAAUCUCUCUCAUUGGUUGAGGCUCUCUCCCUCCCAUCCCAGUUUGGUACCCAGUCAGUUCAGAUGCAAACAUCUACUUUACAAAUAGAAAGAUAAAACUUACUAGCCAUGUUGUGCUUCCCUUGUGAACUGAUAUCCAUAAAAGACUAGCAGUCUCACACCUGGCAUCACUCAGGAAUUCUAAGAAACCAAAUAAAAUCAGUGCAGUUUUGAAAGAUUCAGUCUGCCAUCCUAAUUCAAAAUGACAUCACUUUGUAUCUAGAUAUAGACUAAAAAAAUCUGCUCCUUGAUCCCAGGAAACACCAUGCAAAAUUGAGUUACAAUAUCUUAAGAGGUGCCUAGAUUUAUAAAAAACAGACAGACCAACAUUUUUCCAAAAUACAUAGUAGGAGUGGAAGAAGUAAAAACUCUUUAAAAGAGCCUUUUGACUCCAUCCUAGUGCCUAGGUUUAAAGAGUUUUCAUGGAUUUGCAAGACAAACAUACAGGUACACUCGCUUUGGAGAACAAGCUGUUUCACAGGAGAAGAGCAACACACCUCCCCAUCUUCUCUUCCUCUCAGAGCAACUCUGAAUCUUUUAUUUCCCAAUCCUUUUUUUUUUUUUUUUGGUUAUCCAAUCUGUUAAUGAGCUUGUGCUGUUGCUGUGGCAACCACCCUCGCUCUUGCUAUCAUCUCCUCCUUCCACCUUCCACCCAAUUUUCUUUGCAUUGAUUCAAGGGCAUAUGAAAUGCUGUAGAGUACAGAACCCUCAUCCACAUCUGGGGACCCUUGCGUGUUUCCCCAGCAAUCUUCUACCACCCUUGUCUCUGCCACUUAAUAACUCUCAGAAAUCCUCAAAGGAGGCUCAGAAAUUAAUAGUGAAGGGAGAACAAUAGAUACCUGGCUCAACUGCAAGUUUUGCAGUACUCAGAUUGCAGGGAGACCAAGAUUACCCCCCAAACACGCCUGCUCUUUUUAGAAGGCUAGGAGGAGGUCUUCAUUUUGGCUAAAAUGUACCAUUAGCUACAGGAGAGGUGGGGAACCUCAGGUCUGGAGGCAGCAUACAGCCCUCUUAACUUCUCACUAGGACCCUCUAGGUUCUCCCCAAGUCACACCUUUUUGUACCCCACUUGAGCAUUUUUACCUAACUGAAAUGUCUCCUAGAGCUUUGGUCAUGCUUCUUCCUUGUCUGGAUGGAGGAUGAAUGAAUCAAUUUAUUUCGGUCACUGACCAGAGUGGGAUGGCGGACAGAAAAGGGUAUGUGAACAUGUGUAGGAACUAGACUACUGUACAACAGUAAAAUCCACCUCAACCCACUUUUACCUCUGGUCCCACCCACCACUGCCAUGUGGCCCCUGGAAGGUUGCACAGAAAGAAAUGUGUCCUUCAGGUUAAAAAGGUGCCCCACCCCAUGAGGUUGUGGAUUUCAUUAGGUCCUUCCUUUCCCCUCAUAAUUCAAGCACUGCUGUUAGGAACUUGAGAAGACUAACUAUUAGGCAUUUGGGGGUGUUUGGACAGAGCAUGGGCAGGCAGGAGGAAAACCAAUGCAGCUGUGGGUUGGGUGCAAUCCUGUACCAUGAGCAGUACAUUGCACUGAUGCAGCCUACUCCAAUCUAGUACCCAUCAUUUGUUUCAGACUACAACUCCUAUAAUUCUUAACCAUUGGCCAUGCUGGUUGGGGCUGAUGGGAGUUGUCUAAAUCAUCUGGUGAACACCAUCUUGGGGAAGGUUACAUUGAUAAAAUAUGAGAGAUCACCAACAUCUAACCCAUUUGCCCAGUGGAAAGCCCCAUUUCAUGGCCAGUCAGGUUGGAAUAGGAGCAGAAAGUCUCACCUGAUCUCUGGUAGCCUUGGCUACAGUGGAAGACAGAUACUUUGCACUGGUUGUAGGAUUGAACCGCAGGGCUUUGGGGUCUUGCAAGGGUCUACUUUGUCUCCUAUACUAUUUAACAUCUAUAUUAAACUAUUGGGAGCUGUCAUUCAGGGGCUUGGAGUGCAGUGUCAUCAGAAUGCCGAUGAUACGCAGCUGUUUCUCUCCCGUCCAUUUGAAUCAGGGGAGGCUGUGAAAGGGUUGGACUGGUGCCUAGAAGCAAUGCUGGGCUGAAUGGGUUCCAAUUAACUGAGGCUGAAUCCUAAUGAGAUGGAGGUGCCGUGGGUGGGAGGUUCCUUUCUCCAGGAACUAGGUGGAGGGCUGCACUGAAGGAACAAGUUUGCAACCUGGAGCUAUUAUAUCUUUAAAGCACAUUCAAGGCACAUUGCCCAGAUUCACCAUUCUGUGACAGCCAAAUAUAACCAGUUUUCACCACAGAUUAGUUUCCAGAGUGUGAUGGCAAAUUAAAGGAGUAAGACCCACUGAAUUCAACAGCAUUUACUUCCAAGUAAGUAUGCACAGGAUCAGGCCACAAAAGUCUUUAAAAUGUGCACAACCUGUGCUAGGGUAGUCAGAUGGAAAACAGGAGAGGGGGCACUCCUGCUCCUUUAACAGUGGUGCAGAAGAGAAAAUUUCAGCAGGUGCAUCUUGUCAUGUAAGCUGCACUGGUAGAAAUUCCCUCUUUCACAAAAGUGUUAAAGGUGCAGGGGCCUCUGCCCCUCUCAAAAGUUCAGCCACAACCUUGCUGCCCAACCCUGUGCAAGUUUAUUGGGACACAUAGAAUCAUAGAAUCAUAGAGUUGGAAGAGACCACAAGGGCCAUCGAGUCCAACCCCCUGCCAAGCAGGAAACACCAUCAGAGCACUCCUGACAUACCUCCUUGUUGCAACUGCAAGGCUCUCCUUGUGUUUUCUUGGGUGUAUAUAUAAGAUGCAUUGACUGUGGAUAAGGCUUUUGUUGGAGACCAGCCGCAAUGGCUAUGUUCCACCUCCACUGUUGGAGGCAGUAUGGACCUGAGGACCAGUUGCUGGGAAUCACAAGUGGGGAGAGUGAAUUUGCACCCAGGUCCUGCUCAUGGGCUUCCCAAAGGGAUCUGCUUGGCCUCUGUGAGAACAUGGUGCACUCCUGUGGUACAAUGGACCAGUGUGUCUGGCUGUUAACCAGGAGGUUGGUGAUUCAAGCCCACCCAAGGACAGCUGUGGGCAAGAUAGCUGCAUUACAUGGGGUUGGCCUAGAUGACUCUUAGGGUCCCUCCCGACUCUACAAUUCUAUGAAUGAAAAUCACACAGGUUGCACUUACUCUUCAACCGUUGCAACCUGCAACUCAAAUGCAUUCUGCCACCUUCUGGGGCACUAGGUGGGAGCAAGGAGCCUCUGGGUUUCAUGUACAUUAAUUUAUUUGCAUGCAUAUGGGCAUGGGAAGCCCCACCCACCAAAAUGUAAACUCUGCAGAUUCUCCAAAGAGGGAAGAGCUGAAAUUUAAAGAAAUGUAGCAGACGUAUAAGUAAUGCAUACUAGUGUUGUGGGGUGGAGAAGCAUCUCCAGCAUCUUGCCAAAAGGCAAGGCAGAGACAGUGUUUUUACCAGAAAAUAGGGCUGUCUCCAUCCUAAAGGAGGAACUGGCAGGGGUAUUGCUCAAGUGUGCACCAAUACUCCUUGCACUACUGUAGGCUUCCCCUCUCUUCUGUUUUACUCAUCUUUCCUUCCACCAGCAGGUGACAAUCAUUAGGUCUGAGGCAGGCUCCAGCCCCACCUAGGCUGCUCAGCCUUCUCUUAAAUGAAGGCAAGCCAAGGUGAUUUCUGUUGAGUUAGUUCUGUAGAGUGGAAGUGGAAAGGGCCGGUGAGGGGGAGAAAAGGGUCUUUUGUGUUUUUAAAGAAAGAUGUUGAGGUUCCAGAGUGACGACCGUCCAUUCAAGCAGAGGAAAAGUUUAGGUAAAAAACUGAGGGAUGAACUUGAAUGAUGAGGUGGGAGAUAUGAUUCUGGAUUAUACAUUGGAACUUCUACUAAUUUUCCACUUGCAUCUUUCUGACUAUUUCUUUUUAAGCUAAAUAUAACACCCUUCUAGCAUUUCCCCAGCAUAUCUCAUUGUCUCUGGAUUCUCUGUCUUCCCUGUGAAUGACACCUGCUUGUCUGUCUUUCCACUGGCAGGUCUUGUUAACUUUUAAACUACCCUAUUUCUAAUCGGCUUCUCAUUCAAGAAGCUCAAAGUGGCAUUUAAGUGUUAAAUGUGAUAGUCUUCCUCUUAGUAGAACUGAAACUUCCAAAACUCUUUCUGAUGACUUUUAUCUGUCAUAAUCUCAUUUUUAGCCUCUCGGAUGCAGGAAACAACUGAUAUCAGGACAAAGUAUCCAAGCAAGAUUCCGGUAAACCUCCUCUCUUUCUACCUAGAUUCUAGGGGGAAUUCCCUCACAGAGCUAUCAUUCCCACAGCAGUUUGGUAAUAAAUCCUCUUCACAGAGAACUCUACGACCUGUAGCUUUGAGGGCAAUAGGAGCCUCCUAACAGCUCUCAAUACCCUUAAUGGCAGCUCCCAUAAUUCUUUGAGGAAAGCCAUGGGUCUCUUAAGUGAUAUCACAGUGCUUUAAGUGUGUGGUACAAAUGUGGCCUUGUCUGAACUGAGUAUGGAAUCCAUGAGCUGCUUAGUAUUUCCUGAUCACAAGAAUGCAUAAUCUGGACUGAGGCUUUGCUAACUCCUCAAAAGCCAUUCUAAGACUCUAAGAGCAAAAGAGACACUGAGAGAUGCGAGCUUGGGGCUCCCACAGUUAUUGCAAGUUUCCAUUUAUUGAACAUAGUACCCUCAAUUCUACUCUGAGGAACUUGGAGGAACUUACAUAUGGUUCCCAAAGAGGCUCCCAUUCUUAAGAGCACACCUGCUUAUCUAGCAAUGGAGCUUCCAUCAUGUGCCUUGACAUUGUCCAAUGCUUUCCUCACACACAGGUGGUGCUUGAGCGUUACCAGAAGGAGAAGACACUCCCUCAGUUGAGCCGGGUCAAAUUCCUGGUUUCAGGGGAUCUAUCUAUGUCUCAGUUUGUCUACAGUCUGAGGUAGGGAGGAGUUUUCACAUACUGUGGUAAUGUGGGGGAGAGAGAUGGGAAAGACAAUUAAUUCCAUUUGCACUUAAAGGUACCCCUGCUUACCCACCUUGCCCCUUUUGAAACAAUACAUAGCCAAAAUGCAGCCUUCCACUGGCCUUUGGACUGAUCCUCUCCCUUCCCCUCCCCAGGGCCCGCCUGUCCCUGACAGCCACUCAAGCCUUCUACCUGCUGGUGGACAACAAGAGCCUGCCCUGCCUGAGCCUGACUGUUGCGGAGGUCUACGAAGCCAACAAAGAUGACGACGGCUUCCUCUACAUUACCUACGCAUCUCAAGAUACGUUUGGUGAUAUUGGCCCAUGAGCCCAUUCCAAGGAAGGCCUCUGCAGUCUCCCCCUCCUCCCUUUCUCUCUGAGGCAUAGUUAUCACAACAUGGAUUUUUAAACUGCUUUUGUGUAAGAGUGGCGUGGGAGAAGAGUAUUCACCACCAGGCAGGCUCUGCUUUAUUGUCAUUGUCCCUGAAGCAACUGAACUACCUUCUAUGUUGUAUGUGCCUGAAAAGACGCCCAGAUGACAGGGUGUAUUUUAGGGUCAUGUACUUUCUUAACCAACUCUGCAGGGCCACUACUUUAACCCACUGCCAGCUUAUUCUUUUAAACUAAUUUGUUCCCUUAUCUCUUCAGACAGAUAUAGACAUAGAUAUAAAAAAGAGCAUCACUACCAUUGCACAGGAAACUUUUGUCUGGUUUUCUUUCUUAUUUUAAACAAAGCUGAUUGGCCUAAUGGGAAUCUGGAGGGUUCCACGAGUGGAAAUUUUAACUGCACAGCUGUUUUUGUUACUUCAUCUCUUUCUUCCCCCUUUUUAAAAAAGCCUUCUGACAAGACUGCAAUAAAGAAAUAAAUGG